Trichoderma aggressivum f. europaeum is the source of this 2079-nucleotide messenger RNA. RefSeq lists its product as uncharacterized. The transcript is spliced from 6 exons. Gene Ontology annotation, biological process: positive regulation of proteasomal ubiquitin-dependent protein catabolic process; ubiquitin-dependent protein catabolic process; protein polyubiquitination. Gene Ontology annotation, molecular function: ubiquitin protein ligase activity; ubiquitin conjugating enzyme binding; zinc ion binding. NCBI's taxonomy places the organism in Eukaryota, Fungi, Ascomycota, Sordariomycetes, Hypocreales, Hypocreaceae. The record is from RefSeq and is a predicted model, not a curated record. The coding region runs from base 1 to 2079 and encodes 692 amino acids. Gene Ontology annotation, cellular component: ubiquitin ligase complex; cytoplasm.
AUGUUACGGUCCAUCAAGAGAAAGACUGAGGCCGUUCUUCGCAGACGAAAGAACAACAAGUCCAUCGACCAGAUAACCCCCGUCGACGUUGACUGGCCCAUUCAGAGCGAUUCAUACCCGCCGUCAACUUCUACGGAAGACCGCACCGCGACUAAUACAACCGAGCCGGAAGAGGAUCCCACGCCUGCUGAACAAGCGCUGCAGUUUCGGUUCAAACAAGACGACUCGAGUGUCCUCCAUACACCCGCGCUUGAACAAGUUCCUGCAGAGGAUCCCGUGGAGGAGGUUGACGUUCCGGAGCAGCCUGGGCUAGGCUCAUAUACGACCAAGUACGUUCCGUUUGUAGAAACCUCCGCCAUGCGGAACAACAUGUUUGUUCAUUCUGCCAAUUCGCACUAUGGGAUGGUUAACCCUGCCAUCAUGGGCGGCUUUGGAGACGACGAUGACGACUCCAUAUGGCUGGUGGACGACGAGGAGACCGAAGAAGAACCUGAAGCGGCAACAACGACGGUCAAGAGAGGAGAGGGUGAGGAAGAGGGUGAGGAAGAGGGUGAGGAGGAAGAGGAGGAAGAGGAUGUAGAGGAGGAGCUCGAAGAAGAGGAUGAGGAAGAUGAACCAGCUGUCGCUCUACCACCAACGAAUCAGUUUCCCCUCGUGUUAACUGCACCUGCACCUGCUCCAACGGCCAGCCCGGACGCCGGGUUCAGAUAUCGCAUUAAUCUUGCCUUAUUUGACGAUGACGAGUUUGCAGCCCCACCAAAAGAGACAGUCAAAGUUUUUGUGGACGAGGACGAGGACGAGGACGAGGAUGAGGACGACAUUCUGAAUCCACCGUCGCCUAGCACCGAUUCGACGGAGCUUUUGAGUGUCGAAAACGAAUCUCGACGCCCGGGUAGUAGCCAAGACGAGAUUAUUGCGUCCACUGGCUCCUCUACUCCUGCCACGAGCAACCCGUACGUCGAUCUCCUUGAGCAGCAAGACUCGGCCAUGACGGUGGCAUAUCAGCGCCGUCUGGACCUGUCUGGUAGACGUGGAGAUGAUGAAGCUGAUGAUUUCAGAGACCCCGGGACAGCUACUGUCCUGGUUACGCAUCAGCGUGUACCGUCGGAUCAUGACAGCGGUGAUCGCGAUUGCUCAAUAUGUACUGAUACCAAGGAAGACAUUCUCUUCCCCCGGUUUUCUCCAACAGCGUCUUGCUUACAUCCCCCCACGGCGUGUCUCGAGUGCUUGGAGAGGUCUAUCCGGUCCGAUCUGACAAGCAAAAUCUGGACAGACAUCAGAUGUCCUGAAUGCCGCGAAUUAUUAGAUUAUACAGACAUCCAGCGCUACGCCGAUGAAGAGACAUUCAAAAGAUACGAGACGCUUGCUCUCCGGGCUGCUAUGGCUGAGGCUGAAAAUUUCUUCUGGUGCACAUCUGGCUGCGGUUCUGGUCAGAUACAUGAGUCUGGUCAAGAUCAGCCCAUAGGAUUGACAUGCGACGAGUACGAUCAGCUGCUUGCUGACCCAGACAAUUUCCGCUCCAAGCUCGAAAUCGAUAACGAAGCAUGGGCGGCUGCGCAGGAGGCACAGCUCCAAGCCGACAGAGCCAUGGCACAGGGCCUACUUGAAGAAGAGAGGAGAGUUAGAGAGAUGAGAGAGAUGAGAGAACGUGAAGAGAGGGAGAGGACCAGGAAAGCCAUAGAGCUGGCGAGGCAAAUUGCGGCGAGGAGGAAGGCUGAAGAAGAUAUGAGCAGGGAAACCGUCGGGAGAACAACAAAACCUUGCCCCGGGUGUGGAUGGGCGAUUGAAAAGAACGACGGAUGUUCGCAUAUGACUUGCGUCAAGUGCAAGCACCAGUUUUGCUACGAGUGCGGUGCAGAUCAUAGACAGAUCCUUGAGAAUGACAACACUGUUCAUAAGGCGGACUGCAAAUUCCAUCCGAGCCAGUUGGAAGAUUCAGCUGAGUCUGAGUUGAGGGACGACGACGACGACGACGACGACGAUACUGAGGAGGGCGAUUUUGACGAGGGAGAUUUUGAAGACGAAGACGAUGAGGAUGAGGAAGUCAUUGUUAUUCGGGAUAGUAGGCGUUUUAAAUAA